AUGGACGCUGAAACUCUUGAUAGAGUUAUUGCAAUCAUAGUGGAUACCAUCCACAACAUUCAGAAAGCCCUGACUAAGCCCGGAGGUAGGAAUAAACUUUUCUUUUUCAUGAUUGUUAACAAUAUUAGAGGAGUUGUGGCUUUUUCAGAGUUAUUAAAACGAAUUUCUGUUUAGUGCGUAUACGGGCGGAUCCGAAGAUCAAGAACCCGGCCGUUGACGCAGUAAGUUUCUUUUUAUAUUUUGAGAAUGAUGAGUUACAGAAAUCAAUGCAAGAGUAUAUAUAGUCUGUGUGCCACGAUUUGAAAUUUCACGGAACGACAUUCCGCUGUUCCGCUGCGUGCGUUCGCGAAGCGUCUUUCGAAUCUAGAUCACGCUUUCAAUUGAUUUUUAUUGCUGUGGGAGCACAUACAAGUAGAUUACCUUAAUAAAAAAAAAAAAUUAAAAGCGCGCAGCGGCACAGCGGAAUGUCGUUCCGUGAAAUUUCAAGUCGUGGCACACAAACUAUAUAUAUAUAUAAUCAUUUAAUGUCUAUAUAACUAUUUGUUAAGGAAUCAUCGUUGAAUGACCUCCUCAAAAGAUUUCGAAAUCAGACUAAUUCCGCCGCCGUCUUGGCUGACAUGGCGCACAUAGGUUAUUUUUUUCAAUCUAUUUUCUAUAGUCAAUGUUUCCCGACUUGAAAGGCGAGAAAGGCGGGGCAAAGGGCGGGACGCGUAGCGUGCGCGUUCGCGGUUCUUGGCACGAGUUUAAUUCAAGCGCACCGACUAUACAAAAAAAGCUCGGUCACCGCUCUUUUUUUUAAUAUGUCCUACUAUUUUUUUUAUGCACGCAUCAAAAAAAAAUCUAUAAAUUGUUUUAAAAAGAGUGAAAAGAGCGAUAAACGAGCUUUCCAAAUAGUCGCUGGCGGUUGAAUUGAACUCGUGCCAAGAACCGCGUACGCAGACGCUACGCGUCCCGCCCCUUCGCCCGCCAGCCUCGCCUUUAAAUUUGGGAAAAAUUGACUGUAUCAAGUUUGUAAAUUUUUGUACUAUUUUGAUUACAUUCAUGUAUUUAUUGUGUUUUAUAGGGCAACCGGCAAACAAUGUCGAAGCCGACGUGUUAAGUCGCAUUAAAGACACGCUGCGCAACUCUUUCGACAAAAUAUCCCUCGAAGAAUCUUCAAUGGAUUCGGAUUCAGCGAGAUCGAUGGCCACCACUUCAUGA
Messenger RNA from Caenorhabditis auriculariae, 1200 nucleotides. The record is from the annotation of a GenBank genome assembly. Lineage: Eukaryota; Metazoa; Nematoda; Chromadorea; Rhabditida; Rhabditidae.